AUGUUGGUCGGGGCGCGGUUCGCGGUUCAGCCCUCCCCCGAUGCUGUCGCUGCCACCGCCGCAUGUGUGCGGCAAUCCGCGCAAAGCGCCGCCUCCCCCGCCUCCGCGUCCGCCUUCCGCCUCUCGUUCGCGCGCGGUGUGCGCACUCGCCCGAAACUGCGCGUCGUACUGACAGCAGAGGUGGAAGGGCUUGGAUACGCGGGCGAUCAAGUGAACGUGCCAGCUGGCUUCGCGCGCAACAAGCUCAUUCCCCAGAAGGCCGCCCUGCCCGCCAUCCCCAAGUUCCUGCGCCAGGUGCGCCUGGCCAUGGAGGCGCAGGGGGGGGCGGGGGGACAGGCGCAGGGGGGGGCGCGGGGGGAGGCGCAGGUGGAGGCGCGAGGGGAGGCGCGGGGGGAGGCGGGGGUGAAAGCGGAGGGGGAUGGGGGGAGAGGGGGCGAGGAGGGGAGUGAGGUGGUUACGAUGGAAGAGAGGGUGAAGCAGGCGGAGGAGAUUGCAAGACGACUCGACAGCCAACGACUGUCGAUCCGAGCCGUCACACCCAAGAGAUCCUCCGAGCUGCGGCAACCAAUCACGCAGCGCCACAUCAUCAGCGAGGUGCUGCGUCAGUUCGGCAUCCAGCUAUCCGAAGCAAACGUGCCUCUGCCCGCGCCUCUCUCGUCCAUCGGGGAUUUCGAAGUGCCGCUGAGGUUCCCGCGCUCUGUUCCACUGCCGGGGGAGAGAGAGCAGGUUCAGCUCGAUGUGCGUGUGAGGAGAUGUUGA
Messenger RNA from Closterium sp. Naga37s-1, 759 nucleotides. Lineage: Eukaryota; Viridiplantae; Streptophyta; Zygnematophyceae; Desmidiales; Closteriaceae. The record is from the annotation of a GenBank genome assembly.